AUGGCUGAUGAUCAAGAAUUCGAUGGGAGUAAUCCAGUGGACCUCAGCGAGCAUCCUUCGGGAAUCGUUCCAACUCUUCAAAACAUUGUCUCAACGGUUAACUUGGACUGCAAGCUAGAUCUUAAAGCCAUUGCUUUGCAGGCUCGGAAUGCGGAAUAUAAUCCCAAGCGUUUUGCUGCUGUGGUUAUGAGAAUAAGAGAACCAAAGACCACAGCAUUAAUUUUCGCCUCUGGAAGAAUGGUCUGUACUGGAGCUAAGAGUGAAGAAGGUUCUAAAAUGGCUGCAAGAAAGUAUGCUCGGAUUGUUCAAAAGCUUGGUUUUCCUGCGAAGUUCAAGGAUUUCAAGAUUCAGAAUAUCGUAGGUUCCGUGGAUGUCAAGUUUCCAAUAAAACUUGAAGGUCUUGCAAUGUGUCACCGCGAUUUCUCAAGUUACGAGCCUGAGAUGUUUCCAGGGUUGAUCUACAGGAUGAAAGUGCCUAAGAUUGUGCUACUUAUUUUUGUGUCUGGCAAGAUUGUAAUCACUGGGGCCAAGGUAAUGUCUCAUUUUCUGUUUAGGGUCGUGUCGCGUGUUGUUCCUCGUAAAACUAGUUGUGCCGUCCUUGGAUUUGCUAAGCUUGCUGAGAAUUUAGUCCUUUGCUAA
Messenger RNA from Microthlaspi erraticum, 639 nucleotides. The record is from the annotation of a GenBank genome assembly. NCBI's taxonomy places the organism in Eukaryota, Viridiplantae, Streptophyta, Magnoliopsida, Brassicales, Brassicaceae.